GCCUCCCUUCCUUCCUUCCUUCUCUUACACCUCACCGGCACCACCGCUUCUUCAAUUCAUAAAGCCUAGACCUUUUUGUCCUCUACAGAAUUUCCACCGCUCAAUUCAUCUUCCUUCAAUCGGCAAUUGCGAGGGUUAUGAGCAGCGGCUGAGAUGUCUGAGAAGAGCGAUUCCGGCCAGCUUCCGGACGCGGAGCCGGAUUCAAAUGCGAUUUGGAACGACGUCGUUUCGCCGGUGAACAAAACCGAGGAAUUGGGGAAAGUGUUGGAGGACGCAGGGUCAGGGAAGGAGGACAUGUUCGAGGAUUGCCCUGACGAUAUCUUGGUCGACGAGGUUGAGCGUUUACGGCUUCAGCUGGAUACUACUGUUGCGGAGAAGGAAAGCUUUGCACGUCGGUUUGAGGAAGAGAGAGAGGCUUUUGUUAGGGAAGUUGGUGCUCUUCGGGUUCAGCUCAGGGGUCUCGCUGAGGAACAGCCUUUGGUGGUGAGUGAAAAUGGGGGUGAUUUUGGUUAUGAGGCUGCAAAUGGAGAGAAUGGAGAAAAAGCUGCAGUGGCGGGGAAGGAUGCACCUUGGAAUGAGCUGAUAAAGGAGUGUUCUGGGAUUGUGAAAAAGGCAUUGGAGAAACAGUCUCAGAUUGAGGAGAGAGUGAGAGAGCUUGACGGAGUUGUGUAUAUGAAGGAUCAGGAAAUCGAGGGUCUCAAUGCCAAUGUGAAGUUUUUAUCUGAGGGUCACCUUGAGAAGGAUGCGUAUUUUGAAGCUCUGGCAAAUAGGAUGUUGGUCUCCCUUAGUGGAGUAGUUGGUCAACAGGAAUUGGUGGAUGAUUCUAUUGCUGGGAAACUAGUACAUGUUGAGAAUGGCACUUUUAUGUUGAUUGAGAAUUUCAACCAGAUGCUUUCUGAAAUUGAACAUUUCAGACAGUGUUUGCCUGAUACCGGGUUGGAUCAUAGUUCACAGGAGGUCGGGGGAAUUUUUGCUGCUGCUCGUAAUGAGUUACUUGAGCUCAGAAGAAAGGAGGCGGAAUUUGUUGAAAGAUUGAGUCAUCUAGAAGAUGGAAAUAGGAAAUUGGUUGAAGAACUUGACAAUCAGAGAGCGAUAGCUGAAAGGGUGAAUGCAGAACUUGGACAAACAAAAACAGAGCUGGAACAGGAGAAGACUAGGUGCAGUAAUACUAGAGAGAAGCUUACUAUUGCUGUGCAGAAAGGCAAGGGAUUGGUACAGCAAAGAGACUCAUUGAAGCAAACCAUUGCUGAAAAAAUGAGCGAGCUUGAGAAAUGUAGGAUUGAAUUGCAGGAGAAGUCAAGUGCUCUUGAAGCUGCUGAGUUAUGCAAGGAGGAAUUGAUCAGGAGUGAAAACUCAGUUGCAUCACUGCAAGAAACACUUUCUCAAAACAAUCUAAUUCUUCAAAAACUUGAAGAAAUGUUGUCUCAGAUUGGUUUACCCGAAGAUCUUCAAUCUAUGGAUAAUGUAGAGAAACUUCGAUGGCUUGUGGAAGAAAGUGUUAAACUCAAGGAAAUUUCUACGGAAUUCCAAACCUUGAAAGAUGCUAUGUAUGCUAGUGGUCUACCAGAUGUUAUUUUGUCUUCUAGUUUGGAAUCUCAAAUAAAUUGGCUUCGGGAAUCAUAUUCUCAGGCCAAUGAGGAAGUGCUUGUGCUACGUGAUGAAAUUACUGCAACUAAGGAAGUGGCACAUAAGAAUAUUGACCAGUUAACUGAAUCACUUUCAGCAGAGUCGCAGGCAAAAGAACAUCUCCAAGCAGAGUUGGACAACAUAACAUCGGAAUACAAUGAGAUUAUCAAGAAAGAGCAUCAAGUGUCUUUAGAAAAAUCUCAGAUGGUCAGAAGGUUACUUGAUGCCUCUGGAGUUGUAAUCGACAAUGAGGAUAUCUCUCAACUUUCCUCAGACAUUGCCACGCUUGUUGAUACAUGUGUUGGGAAGAUAAAAGAACAGAGCUCUGCUUCACUUUCAGCUGACAUGCAGGCAAAGGAAGUUCUCCAAGCAGAGUUGGACAGUCUAACAUCAAAGUACAAAGAGGUAGUUGAAAAGGAGCGUCAAGUAUCUUCAGAGAAUGCUGAGAUGGUCAAAAUGUUACUUGAUGUCUCUGGAAUCGUGAUGGACAAUGAGGAUCUCUGUCAGCUUUCCUCAGACAUUGGUACAUUCAUUAACACAUGUAUUGAGAAGAUAAAAGAACAGAGCAGUGCUUCAUUUGAGCAGUUAACUGCUUCGCUUUCAGCGGAAAUGCAGGCAAAGGAAUAUCUCCAAAUAGAGUUGGACAGUCUAAAAUCGAAGCACAGAGAGAUUGUUCACAAAGAGCGUCAAGUGUCUUCAGAGAAGGAUGAGAUGGUCAAAAUGUUACUUGGUGUCUCUGGACUUGUGAUUGACAAUGAGGAUGUCACUCAGCUUUCCUUAGAUAUUGCCACACUCAUUGAUAGAUGCUCUCAGAAGAUAAAAGAACAGAGCUCUGCUUCCCUUUCAGCUGACAUGCAGGCCAAGGAGGUUCUCCAAGUGGAAUUGGACAGUCUAACAUCAAAGUACAAAGAGAUAGUUGAAAAGGAGCGUCGAGUAUCUUCAGAGAAUGCUGACAUGGUCAAAAUGUUACUUGAUGUCUCUGGAAUUGUGAUGGACAAUGAGGAUGUCGCUCAGCUUUCCUCAGACAUUGGCUCCUUCAUUAACACAUGUAUUGGGAAGAUAAAAGAACAGAGCAGUACUUCAUUUGAACAGUUAAAUGCUUCGCUUUCAGCUGAAAUGCAGGCAAAGGAAAAUCUCCAAAUAGAGUUGGACAGUCUAGCAUUGAAGUACAAAGAGAUUGUUGACAAAGAGAGUCAAGUGUCUACAGAGAAGACUGAGAUGGUCAAAAUGUUACUUGAUGUCUCUGGACUUGUGAUUGACGAGGAGGAUGUCUCUCAGCUUUCCUCAGACAUUGGCACCUUCAUUAACACAUGUAUUGGGAAGAUAAAAGAACAGAGCAGUACUUCAUUUGAACAGUUAAAUGCUUCGCUUUCAGCUGAAAUGCAGGCAAAGGAAAAUCUCCAAAUAGAGUUAGACAGUCUAACAUUGAAGUACAAAGAGAUUGUUGACAAAGAGCGUCAAGUGUCUACAGAGAAGACUGAGAUGGUCAAAAUGUUACUUGAUGUCUCUGGACUUGUGAUUGACAAGGAGGAUGUCCCUCAGCUUUCCUCAGACAUUGCCACACUCAUUGAUAGAUGCGCUCAGAAGAUAAAAGAACAGAGUAAUGCCUCACUUGAAUCUCCAAGUUUGGAUGCGGAGCUAUUUGAAACAGUUCAAAGCCACUUGUACGUAAGAGACCAGGAGUUGAUUCUCUGUCAUAAUAUUCUAGAAGAGGAGAUGCUGGUGAAGUCAGAGGUUAAUAAACUGUCAGAGGAGUUACGGAUUGUAUCUCAACAAGUUGAGGCAUUGAAAGAGGAAAAAGGGUCCCUACAGAGAGAUAUUGAACGGUCAGAAGAGAAGAAUGCUAUGAUAAGGGAGAAGUUAUCCAUGGCAGUCAAGAAAGGUAAGGGAAUGUUUCAAGAGCGGGAAAAUUUGAAACUUCGCAUGGAAGAAAAGAACGCAGAGAUUGAGAAGCUAAGGCUUGAGUUACAGCAGGAACAAUCCGCACUGUCUGAAUGCAGGGACAAGAUAAAUAGCUUGUCUGCUGAUACAGAAUGCAUUCCAAAGUUAGAAGCUGAUCUUGUUUCUAUGAAGGAGCAAAGGGAUCAACUUGAACAUUUCUUACUGGAGAGCAAUAACAUGUUACAAAGAGUAACUAAAGCAAUUGAUGCAAUUGUUCUUCCUGUUGAUUCCGUUUUUGAAGAACCUUUGCAGAAGGUGAACUGGCUUGCAGGAUACCUGAGUGAAUGCCAGGAUGCUGAGGCAAAAGCAAAGCAAGAGUUGGGGAAAGUAGAAGAGGAAACAAGCAAUCUUGCAUUCAAGUUGGAAGAAGCCCAUUCAACAAUAAUAUCACUGGAAAAUGAAUUAUCAGUGGCAGAGAAUAGUUUGUCACAGCUUGCUGAACAAAAGAGGGAAAUGGAAGUCAAUAAGACCAAUCUUGAAAAAGAGUUACAGAGAGCAAUAGAAGAAGCUGCUUCCCAGGCUAACAAGUUUUGUGAGGUUUCUGUGGCUAAAAAGUCGCUGGAAGAGGCAUUAUCACUUGCAGAAAAUAAUCUAUCUAUUCUUGUCAGUGAAAAAGAGGGGGCUUUAGUCAGUAGAGCCGCUGCAGAUACAGAGCUAGGAAAACUGAAAGAGGAAGUUGAUAUACAGACCAGUAAACUAACAGAUGCCUAUGAGACUAUAAAGUCACUUGAAGUUGCACUUUCUCAGGUACAGGCCAACGUUUCUUUUCUUACUGAACAAAACAAUGAUGCUCAAAUUGGCAGAUCCAAUUUAGAGGCUGAGCUAGAGAAACUGCAAGAGGAAGCUAGGUUACAGGAUAACAAGCUCGCAGAUACCAGUGCAACCAUUAAAUCACUGGAAGAUGCACUGUUGAAGGCAGGGAAGGAUAUAUCUGUACUUGAAACUGGAAAGAAGCAUGCUGAAGAGGAGAUAUUAACUCUCAAUUCCAAGUUGAAUGCAUCCAUUGAGGAGUUGUCUGGAACUAAUGGCAGCACAGAAAACAGGUCCUUAGAGCUCACUAGUCACCUUGAUAAUCUUCAAGUGCUAAUGAGGGACAAGACUAUGUUGUCCACGAUGGAAAGAUGUUUUGAGAAGAAGUUUGAGAGACUAAAAGAUAUGGACCUCAUUCUUAAAAAUAUUAGGGACCUUUGUGUUUCGGGGGGUUUAGAGCUGCAAAGGCACCAAGUACUGGAGGAAGAUUCAUAUGUGACCAAAUCUUUUUCAGAUGGUCUUGUCAAUAUUGUAAGUGUAGAGAAGGACAGUGCUGAGGUCAAUGGUGCAGAUGGUGACAAUAUACCGUCAUAUUUGAAGACGACCGUGGAAAGGUUGCAGCUGCGAGACAUGGUUCUGUCACAAAAUUUUGAAGGCUUCUCUUCUUUUAUAGAUGAGUUCAUUGAAACUCUAUUAAGAAAUUUACAGGCAAGAAGUGAUGAAGUAGCAGCUAUGUUUGAGCACAUGGAGUCUUAUAAACAAAAAGCAAAUAAUCUGGAAUUACAUAAACAAGAACAGGAGAAUACCAUAGCCAUUUUAGAAAAUGAUCUUAAGUCUCUUGUCUCUGCUUGUACUGAUGCCACCAGAGAACUGCAGUUUGAAGUUAAGAACAAGUUACUUGAACUCAGAUCUGUUCCGGAACUCGAGGAAUUGAGACAUAUUUUGCCCCAAGAAACAGGAGCAAUUGUUGGGGAGACCACUGAUACACUUGAGCAAGGUAUUGAUGGCAGCAAACAUGGUAAAACAGCAGGAAUGUUGUCAGUUGCUUGCAGAAAUGUUCAGACUUUGAUGAGACAGUUUGAGAUCACAAGUAAAGUGGCGGCGUCCACAAUUGAAGAUUUGCAGAAUAAACUGGAAGAAGCUAGAACUACUUCUGAAAAGGCCAUUGAAGAAAGGGAUCUAAGACAAAAUAGGAUUUCCAAGUUGGAGGUGGAUAUAGAAGCGUUAGAAAGUUCUUGCACUGAUCUGACACUUAAACUAGAGGGUUAUCAAGGGAAAGUGGAUAGAUUGAAGGAAAGGGAGGCAGAACUUUCAUCAGUGCACAAUCCGUUGUCAAUGAAAGAACAAGGGAAUGAAGACUCCCUCUUAUCAGCAUCAGAAGUCAAAAUUCUCUUUGACAAAAUUGAACGGAUUGAAAUCCCUAUACCAGAGCCAGAAGUAGGAGACUUAGGAACCCAUAAUUCAAUUCAUGUGAAGAAGCUCUUUCACGUUAUUGAUAACAUUAGUCACUUUCAACAUCAGAUAAGCUCACUGUCUUGCGAAAAAGAAGAGCUACAGUCAACUCUCCGGACACAAUUUCUUGAAAUAAAGCAUCUAAAGGAGGAACUGGAAAGCUAUGUCAGAUAUGAACAAGAUACUGAGAAGAUGAAAAAUGAACUGUCUGUGCUGAUAUAUGCUUUGGAAAAAAUUACAGAUAUGUUGGGAGGUAAUGAUUUAGUUAAAGAUGAGAAGCCUGCUGGUGUGAAAGGACUUGUGUCAGUGUUAGAGAAGCAGGUUAUGGCUUUGCUAUUGGAAUCUAAAAAUUCAAAAUCAAAAGCUCAGGAACUUGGCACUAUGUUGGUCGAGAGCCAAAAGGUUGUGGAUGAACUAUCAAGCAAGGUUAAUUUACUUGAAGUUUCAGCUCAAGGAAGGGUUGCUCAAACAGAGAUUGUCCAGGAAAGGAGCAUCUUUGAAGCACCUUCCUUGCCUACUAGUUCAGAGAUAUCUGAAAUUGAAGAUGUGGGAUCACGUGGAAGCAAAACGAUAUCCCCUGUUCCAUCAGCAGCUCAUGUGCGCAUGAUGCGGAAGGGUUCUGCUGACCAUCUUGCAAUAGAUAUUGAUCCUGAAUCUACUCGUUUAAUCAGCACUGAAGAAACUGACGAGGACAAAGGCCAUGUAUUCAAGUCUCUCAAUGCAUCUGGUAUCAUUCCAAGACAAGGAAAGUUGAUUGCAGAUCGAAUUGAUGGAAUUUGGGUAUCUGGUGGUCGAAGUUUGAUGAGUCGCCCAAGGGCUAGGCUAGGCGUCAUUGCCUACUGGCUUGUCUUGCAUCUGUGGCUACUGGGAGUCAUCAUUCUGUAAAGAAGCCUCUGAUAGAUUACCCACUCGACUUCAUUUUGGGCCUGCAAGCGAAUUUGUAUCAUAGAUAGAUGACAUUUUGUAAUUUUUUUUCUUCCUCCCAUUCUUUUUUGCCACCUUGCAUAUAUGCCCCUUCCCCAAAUUACUACUCUCCGAUCACAUUUUUAGGUUG
Fragaria vesca subsp. vesca is the source of this 6823-nucleotide messenger RNA. RefSeq lists its product as uncharacterized. The record is from RefSeq and is a predicted model, not a curated record. NCBI's taxonomy places the organism in Eukaryota, Viridiplantae, Streptophyta, Magnoliopsida, Rosales, Rosaceae. Bases 154 to 6654 code for a protein of 2166 amino acids. The transcript is spliced from 8 exons.